Messenger RNA from Jaculus jaculus (lesser Egyptian jerboa), 1604 nucleotides. It is a transcript of the gene Slc30a6, whose product is annotated as solute carrier family 30 member 6. The transcript is spliced from 14 exons. The record is from RefSeq and is a predicted model, not a curated record. Gene Ontology annotation, biological process: monoatomic cation transport; transmembrane transport. Bases 57 to 1436 code for a protein of 459 amino acids. Gene Ontology annotation, cellular component: membrane. Gene Ontology annotation, molecular function: monoatomic cation transmembrane transporter activity. Lineage: Eukaryota; Metazoa; Chordata; Mammalia; Rodentia; Dipodidae.
GCCCGGAGAACGCGCCCUCAGAGCGUCUUCCGGCGGGAGCUGAGCGGCUCCUUAUCAUGGGGACAAUUCAUCUCUUUCGAAAACCACAGAGAUCCUUUCUUGGAAAGUUAUUACAGGAAUUUAGACUUGUGGCAGCUGACCGGCGGUCCUGGAAGAUCCUUCUCUUUGGCGCAGUAAACUUGGUCUGCACUGGUUUCCUGCUGAUGUGGUGCAGCUCCACUAAUAGCAUAGCUCUAACAGCUUAUACUUACCUGACCAUUUUUGAUCUUUUUAGUUUAAUAACAUGUUUAAUAAGCUACUGGGUAAUGAUGAAGAAACCUAGCCCUGUCUAUUCAUUUGGAUUUGAAAGAUUAGAAGUCCUGGCUGUAUUUGCUUCCACUGUCUUGGCACAGUUGGGAGCCCUCUUUAUAUUAAAAGAAAGUGCAGAACGCUUUGUGGAGCAGCCUGAGAUACACACGGGAAGAUUAUUAGUUGGUACUUUCGUGGCUCUUUCUUUCAACCUGUUCACGAUGCUUUCUAUUCGGAAUAAACCAUUUGCUUAUGUCUCUGAAGCUGCUAGUACGAGCUGGCUUCAAGAGCAUGUUGCAGAUCUUAGUCGAAGCCUGUGUGGGAUUAUUCCUGGACUCAGCAGCGUCUUCCUUCCCCGGAUGAACCCCUUUGUUUUGAUUGACCUUGCUGGAGCGCUGGCUCUCUGCAUCACUUACAUGCUGAUUGAAGUCAAUAAUUACUUUGCUGUGGACACUGCUUCUGCAAUUGCCAUUGCCCUGAUGACAUUUGGCACCAUGUAUCCCAUGAGUGUGUACAGCGGGAAAGUACUACUCCAGACCACACCACCUCAUGUUAUUGGUCAGUUGGACAAACUUAUCAGAGAGGUGUCCACCUUGGAUGGAGUUUUAGAAGUCCGAAAUGAACAUUUUUGGACCCUGGGUUUUGGCUCAUUGGCUGGAUCAGUACAUGUGAGAAUUCGCCGAGAUGCAAAUGAACAAAUGGUUCUUGCUCACGUGACGAGCAGGCUGUGCACUCUCGUGUCCACCCUGACUGUGCAGACUUUCAAGGACGACUGGAUGAGGCCUGCCGUGAUGUCAGGGCCUGUCGCAGCCAAUGUCCUGAAUUUCUCUGACCAUCAUAUAAUCCCAAUGCCUCUUUUAAAGAACACUGAUGGUGUGACCCCUGUCACAUCCACUCCAGCUAAACCUAGUAGCCCACCCCCAGAGUUUUCAUUUAAUACCCCUGGGAAAAAUGUGAGUCCUGUUAUUCUUCUGAACACACAGACAAGGCCUUAUGGUUUGGGACUUAACCACGUAUACACACCCUACAGCAGUGUGCUUAACCAAGGACUUGCGGGGCCAGGACUCGGAGCAGCGCCGGGAUUCAGGACUGGUUACACAAGCAUUCCAAGUAGACAUGGAAACAGCAGUAGAGUGGGGCAGCCCUAACCGUGAUGUACUGUAACUCAUUUUCAUGAAGAAUAUGGACGGACUCCUUGGCUUGCAGCGUGUUUAGUAAUUCAACUUAAACCGACUGUUCUGUCAUUUACACUAAAAUGUCCACAUACGGUAGGCUUGUUCAUAUUUCAUGAAAUUUAUAAACUAUAUUUUUGUAAA